Molecule: messenger RNA, 1995 nt
Organism: Phytomonas sp. EM1
Lineage: Eukaryota; Euglenozoa; Kinetoplastea; Trypanosomatida; Trypanosomatidae
Source: the annotation of a GenBank genome assembly
GUAGUAGCAAAGGUUCUUUAACCGCAAAGGACUUCAACAAAAGCUGCUGUACUUCGGAAUUGUCUGAGAGCUUUAAAUCUAUGGCAUCGGAGUCUUCUCUUUUCUCAAGCAUUUAAAGCCUUUUGAACUCAUGCGAAUGUGUUCGAUGAUAUUUAACUGACCUGGAGAGACAAAUCUUUAAGUGGGAAUACUAUAAAGUGUGAAGCAUAUGUUGACGAUGAGCCUAAGAUUCCCUUACCCUAUUGAUCAUGCUCUGCAGGAGGUUUUCUCUUUCUGUUGGUACUGUUAAAAGUUCUCACUAAAAGGGUCACUCUAUAGGGAAGACAUGAUUUAAUUUUGUUAAUUUCAAAUUGCAUUAUCUAUUUAAUGAUAGAAUAACAUAUAUAUAUAUACAUAUUUAUAUCGUUGAUAAAAACGGAUUUAUUCUAACAAUCACUAAUCUUUUCUGGAUCUAAUAUGCUUUGCGAUAGUUUGAAGUCCGUCUAUAUUAUCCAUCGUUUAGGCAUUAGGUCACGUAUUCUAAUGCUUACUAAAUGCAUGUCUAUUUUAUUCUCCUUAUUUCUUUCACUGUGACCAGCCACAGCUUUCCUUGAAUUUCGCUCAUGCAUAAGUAUGUCUUAUUUUGGUAUUUACAUUUGUUGCUUCCUUUCCUUUCAACUAUCUUUUGUCGACGUUUUGGAUCCUAUGCUUUUGCCUUGUCACUAAUGUUUUCCUUACGGAGAAUAUUAAUUUGUAUUGAUGAGUUCAAUGUCAAGUUUAGAGCAAAACAUUGAUGAUGAGCCCGCUAUGAUUUCUCUCGCGGGUGGACUUUCAAAUAGUUAUUCACUUUUAGAAACUUUAAGUAGUAGCCUAUCCAGCUGCUCGCGGACCGAUGAAUCGGCAAGGUCACCUGGGAAAGGAAAGCAGACCCUCCAACCGCCCUCGCCUCAAAAUAUUGAGGAUGAGAUCUUACAGGAAAUUAUGCAAAGCCGCACUUAUGGUGAAUGCAAUCUCGCUGCUCUUCAGCUAUAUCUAGUACCUUCUGGGCUUCCCUUAGACUCGCUUACAUUGCUUAAUCUAUCGCAGAAUAAUUUGGUCGAGCUGCCACAGGAGAUGUUUAUUCAUCCCUGCUGCCAGCAUUUGAAUAGUAUUGAGAUUAAUUCAAAUAAAUUGAAGCACCUUCCUGCGUCUUUGUUUUAUUUACCGAAAGUUAAAAUCUUGAUGCUCAAUGGCAACCAUAUAGCCACUCUCCCACAGCUGGAUCCCGAUAGAAAAAUAUUACCUUCCCUAGAGCGAGUGGGGCUGGAGAAUAAUGUGCUAAAGGAGUUCCCAAUUUGUUUUUUUGAGCAUUGCCAAUUUCUGAGAGAAGUCCUGCUUGGGCAAAACGAAGAAAUGCUUAAAAAGGUCCUUCCGUAUGAAAGUCUCUCUAACUGCAUUCUUGCAAGGAUGUGGAAUAAGAACGGGGAGGGUGAACAGACAUUGCUUAGAAUAGAUAAUAGGCCACUGAUAGUAGAGCAGAUUGCAACCGAAGAUUGGUCCACAAACCUCUCAUGGCUGUCGCUUUCCUUGAACAAAAUUUACCCUGAUAAAGUGAUAGACUUUUUAUUCAUCGGAUCUCUGCGCACAGCUCAAACAGCUUCAGUUUAUGACGAUUGUGGCAUUAGAUAUGUUCUGACUAUAGGAAGGGAUAUGGAGGUGAAGGUUGAACCGGGUAUGUUUCACAGAAUCCUUCUAUUUGACGACUUUCCCGAGGAGAAUAUUGCCUUUAUUUUCAAGGAGGCCUUUGAGUUUAUUGAUCAAGCUAGGAAAUCAAAAUUUGGUGUUCUUGUACAUUGCUUCGCUGGGCUGUCACGCUCUGUUGCUAUUGUAGCGGCUUACAUCAUGAGGGAGAUGCAUAUCUCGUACGAACAGGCCAUAUCAAUUAUCAAGCGUGCACGGCCUGCGGCACACCCUAAUGAGGGGUUUGUUAAAACAUUACUAGAAAGCGAAUCAAAACUAAUUAACGGGUUUUAUUAG